UGGUCCUGUUGGGGGCAUAUAUAGCCAGCUGUGCUCGAGCCUAAGAGAAAAGGAGAGACAGGGAAAGGAAACUGUCGCAGGCCAGACAGCUGACUGCGUCCGUGAGAAAAGAAUCCUUGCUCUGAAAGGCUGCAUAGGAACUAAUCUGCAAUUUAGUUUAAAAAGAAGGAAAGAAAGAAAGAAAGAAAGAAAGAAAUUCACGGGGGUACAAAAAUUUGCUAUAUUUAUUUUUUACAUUGGUACUCAUAUAGAGUUUGCACUGGAUUUAUUUUUAUUUUUAUUAUUAUGAUUAUUUAGAACUUAGCUUUAAUAGGUUAGAAGUUUCUGUGAAAUUCAGUUUACGUGAUCCACGCACCUGGACUUUGUCAGUUUUUGCAGAAUAAAAAAAAAACUGAACGUAUUUCUUGGAGGAUUAUGAUGUUUUUUGUGCGUAUUGCGCUAAGUUUCAUUGCUGCUCUGUGCGCUAACGCGGCGCAGAGCGCAUGGGAGGAAACCACGCUGAAACCAGUUCGACUCGACUCCUACAUGAGCAAAAAGGAGUCGCCUCUAAGUUCAGAGGCUCAGGAGAAAGAAUCAGAAAAGCUUUUCUAUCGGUUGGACAUCUUUGGGGAACAGAUGGUGCUGGAGUUGGAGCCGGAUCAGACUUUCCUGGCGCCUGGGUUUGUAUUCCAUGUGGUGGGGAAACCGGAGGGCCAGCGGGGGUUUGACAGCUCGGGGGAGGCGCGCUGCUUUUACACGGGAACUGUGAACGGAGAAAAGCACUCUGCGGUCGCGCUAAACGUCUGCCAUGGACUGAGGGGUGGUUUCAACUAUGCUGGUGAAGAGUAUUUCAUUCAACCCGCGAAUACCACCGGUGAAAGCAGUUUUUCGAGCCGGGACUUGCACAUCAUUGGCCGGAGAAAUAGGCGGCUCCACGGCGAGGUCGGUGGCUCCAAGUGCGGUGUCAGAGAGGACGAGGACAAAGUCCCUGUUCACCAGGAGACAAAAUCAGAUAAAGAGGUCGCCUCAACUCCAAAUGAGUCCCAAGCACAUCAUCGGGCCCGUCGUUUUGUGUCCACCCCACGAUAUAUGGAAAUCAUGAUUGUGGCGGAUCAGUCAAUGGCAGAGUUCCACAAAGAGGGACUGAAGCCUUACCUGCUAACCAUAAUGGCAGUAGCUUCUCGCCUUUACCGCCACCCAACUAUUCAUAACUCUAUUACACUGUCUGUGGUAAAACUUAUGGUGAUAAAUGAUGAAGAACAGGGGCCAGAUGUCUCAGUUAAUGCUGCCCUCACCUUGAGGAACUUCUGCCAAUGGCAAAAACAGCACAACCCUCCCAGCGAUCGUCACCCAGAACAUUAUGACACCGCCAUACUGUUCACUAGACAAGAUCUAUGUGGUGCUCACUCUUGUGACACAUUAGGAAUGGCUGAUGUUGGCACAGUGUGUGAUCCAGAACGAAGUUGCUCCGUCAUUGAGGAUGAUGGACUGCAGGCAGCUUUCACUGUUGCACAUGAACUAGGUCAUGUGUUCAACAUGCCCCACGAUGAUGCAAAGCAGUGUGCUAACAUCAAUGGUGACAGCUGGGGCUCCCACAUGAUGGCAUCUACUCUUUCCAACCUGAACCAGUUGCAGCCCUGGUCUCCAUGCAGUGCACUGAUGAUCACCACCUUCCUGGAUAAUGGCCAUGGUCAGUGUCUGCUUGACAAGCCACAGAAGCCCCAGCAGUUACCACAAGCCCUGCCAGGUUCAGUGUACACUGCUGACCAUCAGUGCCAUCUCACAUUUGGUGAGGAGUCACAGCAUUGCCCUGACCUGAGCACCACCUGUACAGCUCUCUGGUGCACUGUCACUACUGCAAAUGGUCUUCUGGUGUGCCAAACCAAGAACUUUCCAUGGGCUGAUGGAACUCCAUGUGGGCAUGACAGCUACUGUAUGGCAGGCCAGUGUUUGAGCAGUCGUGAAGCAGCAAAUUAUAAGACCCCUGUCAAUGGAGGAUGGGGAAAUUGGGGACCUUGGGGUGAGUGCUCACGUACCUGCGGUGGUGGUGUGCAGUACUCUUUUAGGGAAUGUGACAGCCCUAUGCCCAGGAAUGGAGGCAAAUACUGUGAGGGUAAAAGAGUUCAGUACCGAUCCUGCAAUACAGAAGACUGCCCUGACAGCAAUGGUUUAACUUUCCGUGAAGAGCAGUGUCUGGCUCACAAUGACAUUUCCUCCCAUGUAACGUUUGGCUCAAGUGAGGGUGUUGAAUGGGUACCGAAGUAUGCUGGUGUAUCACCCAAGGACCGCUGUAAGCUGGUUUGCAGAGCAAAGGGAACGGGCUACUUCUUUAUCCUCAAGCCAAAGGUGGAGGAUGGAACUCCAUGCACCCCCGACUCCACCUCUGUUUGUGUUCAAGGUCAAUGUGUUAAGGCUGGAUGUGACCGUGUGAUUGGCUCAGAUAAACAAUUUGAUAAAUGUGGCGUCUGUGGAGGGGACGGAUCCACUUGCAAGAAAGUGUCUGGAUCCUUGGAGUAUGCAAGACCUGGCUAUCAGGAUGUUGUGACAAUCCCUGUAGGUGCCACCCACCUCGAUGUCAAGCAGCGAGCCACUGGUGGUCGUCGACAUGACAACAGCUACCUGGCUGUUCGCCGGCAAGAUGGCACCUACCUACUAAAUGGUGACUACAAGCUUACAACUUUGGAGACUGACAUCUUUCUUAAAGGGGCACUUCUGCGCUACAGCGGUUCUUCAGCCUCUCUUGAGCGCCUCCGCAGCUUUACUCCUCUUCCAGAGCCACUGACGGUCCAGGUACUGUCUGUAGGUGAUUCUCCUCGGCCCCGUGUCAAGUACAGCUACUUUGCCCCACGCCCUGCUUCCGCAAACAGACGUCCCAUCAAUGCCAUCAGAGAAGCAGGAGGUGCAGAGUGGACACUACGUGAAUGGGGACCCUGCUCACAGACCUGUGGUGUAGGUACACAGAAGAGGGAUGUCCUCUGUCUAGACUUUCAGGGUCGACCCUCACAAGAUUGUCACGAAGAGCUGCGUCCUUCUUCCUCUCGUCCCUGUACCACACAUUCCUGCCCAUCCUGGGUGGUGGGUGAGUGGUCAGCCUGUUCUAAGACCUGCGGCAGAGGCUUCCGGAAACGUCAGCUGCACUGUGUGAGUCACGAUGGCCAUGUUUUGCCCCAUGACACCUGUCAUGCAAAAGAUCGGCCACGACCCUUGUUGGACAUAUGCAUCCAGAGUGCCUGUUAAGACUGGGUAGGACUAAAGGCAAUCCCUGACUGUAAAUUCUGCUAUUCAUUGUCUGAAGCAGAGCAGUGCAGGUUUGGGAUCCAACGGGCCCCCUAUGACGGUGACUGCAAUUAAUCUUGAACCAGCACUACAGUUCCCACUUCUCCAACACUGGGUGCAGGAGACAAAGCUGGCACACUGUGUACCUGUCUGAAAAGCUGGGAUAGAGGAAGAGUAUAAAAAAACUAUAAGGACACCUCGGCUGCUUUAGGUGCUAAUGACAUGCAUAUAGGUCAUUGAGUGUGAGUGUGUUUUUAGAGUGAAUGACUGUAUGUAAAGCUCUAGUUUAUGUAUUUUUACUGUCUGUCUGAGCUGGACUGGACAGAUAGUUGCUAUAUGAGAGGAAAACAUAUGAGAGCAUCCAUAGAAUAAACAAAAGGCCAUUAGAUGUGAAUAUAUUGGAAUCUAUUAGUAUUUGGCUGGGACAGAGAGAAGCAGGGAUUCAGUAAGUGAAACCAUACUAAACCAUUGUUCAGCAUCUCAGAUCACCAAAACACACAAGCUGCUACAAUACACAGCAGGUUUUAUGUAUGUAUGUAAUUAUAGCUGCACAGUUAGUAUACAGGUUGAUGUAUUUAAGUUUUCAAAGCAUACCCCAUCAUUAACUAACAAAGAUAGAGUGGCGAAAUGCGAAAAAACAUGGUUUCUGUACUGAAGUGAUUGUGUGUGUGCGUGUACGUGUGUGUUAGUGUUAGAAGGCAUAUAUGGAGGGUGAGGGACUUCUCUCCUGCUACUACUUCAUAAGUAAGUCUCUCGUGCCUUCCGGGAAGGUGUCAUCUUUUUGUACAGAAUAUCCAAACAUUAUUUAUUUUUGUACAGCCUGUUAAAUAUAAUCUUGUGGCUUUUUUAUUAUUAUUGUAUUUUUAUUUGUUAUUAUUAUUGAAAUAACAGAAGGAUGUAGAUUAUAUUGGAGUAUUUAUACAGUAUUAUAUAUGGUCUUAGGUUUAUGAAUAAAGUAUCACAUUGACUUGUGAA
Ictalurus furcatus (blue catfish) is the source of this 4230-nucleotide messenger RNA. RefSeq names its product ADAM metallopeptidase with thrombospondin type 1 motif, 1 (gene adamts1). The transcript is spliced from 8 exons. Gene Ontology annotation, molecular function: zinc ion binding; metalloendopeptidase activity. Gene Ontology annotation, biological process: extracellular matrix organization; proteolysis. Bases 415 to 3216 code for a protein of 933 amino acids. Lineage: Eukaryota; Metazoa; Chordata; Actinopteri; Siluriformes; Ictaluridae. Gene Ontology annotation, cellular component: extracellular matrix. The record is from RefSeq and is a predicted model, not a curated record.